CAUAAUUAUUAUUCUAUUGUUCUAGAUUAAGAACAUUGGAUCAGUGCGCGGCGUGGCAGGCGCUAUCCGGCAUGAGAUCGAGCGACAAAAGACGAUCCUGGACAACGGGGGUCACAUUAUUAACGAGACCCGAGCGUGGGACGCGACCGAACGAGUCACCAUACCUAUGAGAGACAAGGAGGUCGUGCAGGAUUAUAGGUACAUGCCGGAACCGAAUCUGCCACCGUUACGUGUCAACUUGAAGACCGACAUAGAGCACAGAGACGUACUAAGCGUACCUCUAAUACAGGACAAGAUACCAGAACUUCCAGAACAAUCCAGAAAGAAACUCAUCGAAGACUUUGGACUCCGACCAGAAACAUCAAUCCAACUAGUCAAUGAACCAACACUACUAGACUAUUUCCAAAAUUUAACUUCAGACAAAACCAGGAAUCCAAAUAAAGUAGCAAACUUUUUAAUCAAUGAUCUUUUGACCGUACUUAAUAAAAGGAAGCUAAGUGCAGAUGAUUGUCCCCUUACUGUUAAGCAACUGAAAGAACUGACUGACAUGCUUUUGAGUAAAGACAUUAAUUUAGAAAUUUGUAGAAACGUUCUAGAUGAACUGAUCGUUAUAUCUGAUGAUGAUGUAUCUCCUUUAGAUGUAGUCGAAGAAAAGGGAUGGAAACUUCAAUCCAAUGAGGACGAACUAACAAAACUUUGUAUUGAAGUCUUAGAAAAUAAUCCUAAGUUGGUGAAACAAUAUAAAAGUGGUAAAACCAAAGUAUUUAAAGCACUUUUAGGAAUAUUAUCUAAGAGCAACAAUAAAGUUGAUAUGUCUGUAGCGUCUAAGAUUAUGGAAGGGUUAUUGAAGAAGUGAAAAUAAAUUUUAAAUAAUA
Molecule: messenger RNA, 875 nt
Organism: Spodoptera litura
Lineage: Eukaryota; Metazoa; Arthropoda; Insecta; Lepidoptera; Noctuidae
Product: glutamyl-tRNA(Gln) amidotransferase subunit B, mitochondrial-like
Biological process (GO): mitochondrial translation; glutaminyl-tRNAGln biosynthesis via transamidation
Cellular component (GO): mitochondrion; glutamyl-tRNA(Gln) amidotransferase complex
Molecular function (GO): glutaminyl-tRNA synthase (glutamine-hydrolyzing) activity
Source: RefSeq, a predicted model, not a curated record